Messenger RNA from Tuber melanosporum (Perigord truffle), 1076 nucleotides. RefSeq lists its product as uncharacterized. The transcript is spliced from 3 exons. Bases 192 to 968 code for a protein of 258 amino acids. The record is from RefSeq and is a predicted model, not a curated record. NCBI's taxonomy places the organism in Eukaryota, Fungi, Ascomycota, Pezizomycetes, Pezizales, Tuberaceae. Gene Ontology annotation, biological process: protein import into nucleus; spindle pole body duplication. Gene Ontology annotation, cellular component: nuclear pore transmembrane ring; nuclear outer membrane.
CUCGAACCCCCGAAAUCCAAACUUCACGUCCUCCCCUCCCUUCCCCCCUUCCGCUCAUUCUCAAGCUAUUUCUCCCAGCCUUUCCCCCAUUCCAAUCGCCCUUCAUCCCCAUCCCAUCGAUCCCCCCCACCUUCUCCCGGCUUCCAGUACUUGCUCCAUUUCACUUUCGUCCUCCGCAUCCGGUAUCGAACAUGAGCUCUGCACCAAGUACGCCAAUGAAGAGCGCCCCAGCAACACCAGCGACCACUGGCUCAUGGCGCCAUCCAGCAUUGGACGAUAUCGCAAAGCGCAACGCUAACAAGCGUCCUGAUAUGUCGUUCAAACGGCUUACCAUGAACGCAUUCGCACUGAUCGCCAGUUUUGCGAUGUUUACUUUCCUCCGAAAGAGUGAAUUCUUGCUUGGUCUCACCCCCUCGUCCCCCACCUUCCACCAAUACUUCUCCUACGUUCUCUGGUCAGCUCGCUGUGUUCUGGCCUUUAAUGUUGGGGAGUCCAUCACUCAGCUCCUCGCCCCAGCCGACGAAUUCACCGACAUCUCGCUCACGCCAGAGCAACGUAAGCUGUUGGGGCUCAAUCCUAACACUCCCUUAUCUGCGUCCGCGUCAAUGGGGAACAUCGUUACCCCACCAAGGUACACCAAGUCCACUCCUUCCUCCCGAACUGGUUCUCCCUCAUUCGGUGCGUCAACUUCCGGAUCACCCACUUUGCAGCGGAAGUCUGCUCCACAAACUCCCCCUCCCAUGACUCCCAGCCCGUUGCGUAUGGGCGGUGGGCUGGAGAGGAGGCAGGGUAAUGGAAUUGGAUCACCGAGUGGGGGACCGUUCAGUGGUGGGAGUCCUGGCGUCAAGCUUGCUGGAGCGUCAGUUGUUCCCGGAAAUAAGUGGCUAUACGAGAAGAAUAUUCAGCGCAAGAAUGAGGGUCUCCGCUUUUCGCCUAGCAAAAGUAUCUUUUCAACCCCUCGAGCUUAAUCCAUUCCUGUUUGUCCUCUACUUUGUCUUAAACACUUUCGCUUUUAUACAUUUUUUCCUUCUUGGCUCUUUCUCCGACAUUGUACUUUUUUUUUUAUCCCACCUUAA